Messenger RNA from Cucurbitaria berberidis CBS 394.84, 1161 nucleotides. RefSeq names its product prephenate dehydrogenase. Gene Ontology annotation, biological process: L-tyrosine biosynthetic process. Gene Ontology annotation, molecular function: prephenate dehydrogenase (NADP+) activity; NAD+ binding; prephenate dehydrogenase (NAD+) activity. The record is from RefSeq and is a predicted model, not a curated record. The transcript has 3 exons. The coding region runs from base 1 to 1161 and encodes 386 amino acids. Lineage: Eukaryota; Fungi; Ascomycota; Dothideomycetes; Pleosporales; Cucurbitariaceae.
AUGCUGAGAUUGCGCCAGCCCAAAGUUGAGAUCAUGCAAAGUGGUCAUUUCGUCUCUCGAUGCAGCGACUACAUCAUCUACAGCGUCGAGGCAAAGAACAUCGACGCCGUUGUGAAAGCUUUUGGUCCCUCAACCAAGGUUGGAGCGAUCGUCGGUGGACAGACAUCAUGCAAAGCUCCAGAGAUGGAAGCAUUUGAGAGACACCUUCCCAAAGACGUCAGCAUCGUCUCUGUCCACUCUCUACACGGCCCUGGUCUCGACCCGAAAGGCCAGCCCUUGGUCUUGAUCAAGUAUCGAGCCUCAGAUGCCGACUUUGCCUUCGUCGAGAAGGUCAUGUCAUGCCUCGGGUCAAAGCACGUUUACCUAACAGCCGAACAACACGAUCGCAUUACCGCAGAUACACAGGCCGUUACCCAUGCCGCCUUCCUCAGCAUGGGUGGUGCUUGGUUUGCGAACAACCAGUUUCCUUGGGAUUCCUCGCGCUACGUCGGCGGUAUCGAGAACGUGAAGAUGAAUAUCACACUUCGCAUCUACUCCAACAAGUGGCACGUCUACGCUGGUCUCGCCAUACUGAACCCGGAUGCAAAGAAGCAGAUCAAGCAGUACGCCGAGUCUGUCACUGAACUUUUCAAGCUCAUGCUUGCCGGUCAACGGGACGAGUUGCGCGAACGAGUGCACACUGCCCGCAAGGCUGUAUUUGGAGACAACCAUGACGGCAAGAAGCUUCUCCUGCGAGAUGAUCUGCUCGACAAGUUUGCUCUGGGCACGAUCCCAGAGAAGAAGCUGAAGAACAACCAUCUCAGUCUACUGGCCAUGGUAGACUGCUGGUGGAAGCUAGGCAUCGUACCAUAUGACCAUAUGAUCUGUUCAACUCCCCCCUCGCGCAUGUGGCUCGGCAUCACAGAAUAUCUCUUCCGCAACCCCACACUCCUCGAAGAAGCCAUAGAUACUGCCAUCGACGACAACACGUUCCGUGCCGACGACCUUGAAUUCACCUUUGCCGCUAGGGACUGGAGUUCACGUGUCAGCCUUGGUAACUUCGAUGGAUAUAGGGAGAAGUUUGAGAGGAUCCAGAAGUACUUUGAGCCCAGGUUUCCAGAGGCUACCAAGUUGGGGAACGAGAUGAUCAAGGUGAUUUUGCAGAACACGCAAGAUCCCUGA